Mucor mucedo is the source of this 1698-nucleotide messenger RNA. RefSeq names its product Neurochondrin-domain-containing protein. The transcript is spliced from 9 exons. The coding region runs from base 31 to 1653 and encodes 540 amino acids. The record is from RefSeq and is a predicted model, not a curated record. Gene Ontology annotation, molecular function: zinc ion binding. Lineage: Eukaryota; Fungi; Mucoromycota; Mucoromycetes; Mucorales; Mucoraceae.
CUUUUCUCUUAAUUUUUUUUUUUUUUUGACAUGGAAGCCAUUGCAAGCUCUAAGAGAGAUCGUACAGCAGAGAUUGACCGAUGUCUCUCCAUGAUUGUACCUUCGGCUUCUGACGAGUCUAAAUUUGUUGGAAUGCUUAUUUUACCUAAAUUACUCGAACAAGACAAUAUUGAAAAUAUCGAACGUGUCUUUAAAGGAAUGAACUUUAAAUUCAUUGAACGAUUACUUCGAACCAAUCAUGAAAUUGAUGCCGAAGUUCCUGAUCCAGUUUUGAAAGAGAUUGCUGUCAACAUUUUAGCCUGUUUUGCCCAUUACGAAAGUUUGGCUUCCGAACCCGACAUGGUUGAUCGUAUUCCUGGCCUUUCGCGCUUACUUGACGCCAAAAGUGAGCUGAAUACAGAAGUCCUGAACAUUUUAUUAUGCGUCGCACAAAAGAAGGAGGGCCUUGUAAAGAUGCUCGAUCCUGAUGUCCUCAAGAAUAUCUUCUCAGUGCUUUUAGAAACAACAGACAAGGAUGAUCGGGUCUUAUGCACACAAUUAAUCACUACUGUUUAUGCAAGAGCAUGCCACUUAUUACAUGAGCAUAAAAUUCCAAGUCUAUCUUCUGCUUUGAAAUAUUCUUUAUCCACUUUGAUUUCCAUUCUUUCAAACACUUUGAAUCAUGAUCAGAAAAUGUUAAAGUUUGAGGCAUUGACUAUUUUGGCUAGUGUCUUACCUGACGUUCCAACAGAUAUUAUGAAACAAGUCAAGGUCGAAUCAGAGAAAAAAAUUGAUCAAUGGUUAGAUAAUUUAUUAGGUGGCCUUAGACAGAUCUUGAGCAGUAAAUUACAUAAUGCGAUAUUGUUGAUUUCAUGUUUAUUACGUUACUUUGGUAACGACUGGUUAUUCAAAUCCCUCCAAGAUACCAAAAAGGCCAAAAGAAAGAAGGAGAAGGCAUCAAGUGAUAAUGUCAGCCAUCCUGUUAAUCAAUCAUAUGCCAUAGCUAAUUUUCCAGCGCUAUUAAUUCAUUUAGUCUCGAUUGAGGCCAAGAUUAUGAUUGACGAUAUUAACGACCGAGUGAUCCGAGAGCACAACGCAGAACAAAAGAGCGAGAAUCAUAAACAAAAACGACAAGAAAUCAUGGUACCCGUUUAUUUUGAAAUACUUGAAGCAGCCAUGGAAUAUUUAGCUACUAAUUAUACUGAGGACAAGGAAUCCGGCAUGGAUCCUGAAAUGCUGUUGAAGAUACGUACCACCUUAUCUGAUAUGAUGGAUGUAGUUAUGGAAUUAUUAAAAUUUAUGCAAGGAACAACUGAUAAACCUGAGGAUUUAGAUCACGAUAUGAUUGCUCAAGCAUAUAUCACACUUGUGGAAGAAUCUAAAGGAAAAGGAAAGGAGGAAAAACCUCGUUUUGAAGUUAAAAAGUGGAAUGCCGUCGCUCUUUGGGCUUGGGAUAUUGUUGUUGACAACUGCGCUAUUUGCAGAAACCACAUUAUGGAUUUAUGUAUCGAAUGUCAAGCCAAUCAAGCCUCAGCCACUUCUGAAGAAUGCACAGUUGCUUGGGGUAUCUGUAACCACGCUUUUCACUUCCAUUGUAUCUCUCGUUGGUUAAAGAGUCGUCAAGUCUGUCCUCUUGAUAAUCGUGAAUGGGAAUGGCAAAAGUACGGUCGAUAAAUUAUACCAACACUGUAAUAAAUUUUUAUUUAAACAUACGUAAAU